Messenger RNA from Moesziomyces antarcticus, 1095 nucleotides. RefSeq names its product transformer-2-beta isoform 3. Gene Ontology annotation, biological process: positive regulation of mRNA splicing, via spliceosome. Bases 1 to 1095 code for a protein of 364 amino acids. Lineage: Eukaryota; Fungi; Basidiomycota; Ustilaginomycetes; Ustilaginales; Ustilaginaceae. The transcript has a single exon. Gene Ontology annotation, molecular function: RNA binding. The record is from RefSeq and is a predicted model, not a curated record. Gene Ontology annotation, cellular component: spliceosomal complex.
AUGGACUCGCACGAACCCAUGGACGUCGCCAUGGAACGCCGUUCCGUCCCGGACUACAAGGACAUCGACGAAGACCGAAGGCCAGAGUCGCCUGCGCGAGGCCGCUCGUACUCGCGCUCGCCCUCCACCACCCCCGUUCCUGGACGUCGCGACCGCAGCAUGAGCCGCAGCCGCACGCCCAGCCGCAGCCGUUCUCCUCCGCCCCGUCGACGCUCGCGAUCGCCCGGCGCUCGUCGCUACGACCGCGACGACCGCGACAGGCGCGACGACCGCCGAGAUGACCGUCGCGAUGACCGCCGCGACCGCAACCGCUCCCCGCCUCCGCCUCGCGCCGACCGUCGUCGCUCGCCACCUCCCAAGCCGCGCACCGCGCCCGCCAACGUCGACCCCACCACCGUGCUCGGCGUGUUUGGCCUCUCCAUCCGCACCGUCGAGGCGGACCUCAAGCACGAGUUCGACGCCAUCGCUCCGGUCGAAAAGGUCGUCGUCGUCUACGAUGCCCGCUCCGGUCGCUCGCGUGGAUUUGGCUUCGUCACCAUGCGCACCAUCGAGGGCGCCAGCGCUUGCAUCGACGCGCUCAACGGCAAGGACCUGCACGGACGCCGCAUCCGCGUCGACUUUUCCACCACCCACAAGCCUCACGACCCCACCCCCGGCAUCUACAAGGGCGAGGUUCGCCCCGACGACCGAUACCGCGCACCCCCUCCGCGUGGCCCCGCCGGCCGUGGCGAGGGCGGCCGCGGCGAGGGCUCGAGGUACAACGGCCGUGCCUACGACCGCGCUCCUCCCUCCUCCUACCGCGACUCGAGGGGCGGCGACUCGUACCGACGCAGCUACGCCGACUCGCGUGACGACUGGCGACGCCGCCCCUCGCCUCCGCGCAGGCCACGCAGGUCGCCCAGCCCCGCCGGUCGACGUGGCGGAGGCCGGUACUCGCGCUCGCCAAGCCCCCGCCGCGGCGGCGACAGGUACCCUGCCGACCGUUACGACGACGACCGUGACGAGAGGCCGCCUCCGCCGUCGAGGAGCCGCCAUGGAAGCCACCUCGACAGCCCCCCGCGCGAGGACAACGUCGAGCCCAGCCGAUACUACUAG